Sitophilus oryzae (rice weevil) is the source of this 1852-nucleotide messenger RNA. RefSeq names its product protein ALP1-like. Bases 569 to 1720 code for a protein of 383 amino acids. The transcript is spliced from 4 exons. The record is from RefSeq and is a predicted model, not a curated record. NCBI's taxonomy places the organism in Eukaryota, Metazoa, Arthropoda, Insecta, Coleoptera, Curculionidae.
CUCCGCUUUUUAUGAGUGGUCAAAGAGCCCUACUACUCAUCACGAAAAUUCCGUAGUUCGUCUCGCACGAUAGAGACACGAUCACAGAAUAUACUAACGAAAGACACGAUUAAAGACAAAGACUAAACGAUUGUUCGCCGGAUUUCUAUGGAUCGCGGGAUGUUCGUUAAAACAAUUUUUGCAGCCAUUUGUGAAAUUAUUUGAAAAUUUACACCUGUGAAGUGUGAAAAUAGCUGUUUCUUUUCGCAUUUUAAGGAUCAUUUCAAACAUAUUUCAAAUUCAAAUUAUAUUAACAUGCAACUACAUGCAACCAAUAAAACACCUCAACUAAAAAUGACGCCAUCCUUAUGUUGUUUUUUCCAUCAUAGUGAUGGCAACGUUGAUGCACCGUUAGCAGCUUGAAAAAAUCGAUGGAAUCGGGUGACUUCAGUUGACAGUUCAAUAAAACACCAGCGUAGUGCCAUUUUGUUUUCCGUAUCUGCCUCUGCCUUUGUUAACCUAAACAUGAACCUAAACCUAAAUUUUGUUAUUUUAUUGCCAAAUUCAAAAAGUCCGGUUGUAAAUAAAUAUGAAUACAAAGAGAAAAAUACAGGAACUUGCUUCUGCAGUGAUAGCAAGGAAGAUUCUGAAAACAAGCCAUAGAAGCGAAUCAAGUUCUUCUGAAAUAUCUUCAGAUUCCGACGAAGAAUUUAAUGAGGAGAAAUCCAAAAAGACAAGAUCAUUUAUUACCCUUAGUAAUUUCUACUCUGAUAUGGAUUUUAAAAGCCACUUUAGAAUUAGCAGGUCAACUCUUGAGAUAAUUUUAAAACGAAUUUUGCCACAUUAUAAACCAGUCUAUGCAUCAAAGGGAAGAAAUCGAAUACCAUGCAGAACUGCUAUACUCUUUAGCAUUUGGAUUAUUGCAAAUUGUGAGAGUUUUCGAGGUGUCUCAGAUCGGUUUGGCUUAGAGAGGGGACAUGGCCAUAGAAUUUUCAUUUAUAUUUGCCAACUGUUUGAUUCAAAACUAAAAGAAGAAUGCAUCCAAUGGCCUAGAGGACAGGUAAUAGAAGAGAAGGUGGCAGAAUUUGAUCAAAUUCGAGUUAAUGGUAUACAUGGAGUCGUUGGAUGUAUCGAUGGUACUCAUAUAAGAAUCUCUGCUCCUUCUCGAGGUGACAAUUCAUACUAUAACAGGAAGGGUUUUCACUCAGUUUUACUACAAGUUGUUUGUGACGCAAGGAAAAAAUUCUUAGACGUUUUUUGUGGCUGGCCUGGGUCAUCAAAUGAUGCAAGAAUGUGGGCAAAUUCACCACUUGCUAAAUAUCUAGGAAAUGAACCUUGUCCUUUACCAGAAAAUUAUCACUUACUGGGAGACUCGGCAUACCCAUUAGAGACAUAUCUUUUAUGUCCAUAUAAAGAUAAUGGACACCUAAGUCAAAAACAAAAACUUUUUAAUAAAAAGCUUUGCAGUACAAGAGUUAUAAUUGAACAGGCUAUUGGUCUCCUAAAAGGAAGAUGGAGAAGACUCCAAAAUUUAGAUAUUAAACAGGUCAGAAAAGCAAAAUACUACAUUCUAUUUGCAUGUAUUUUACAUAAUAUAGCAAUAGAAUAUAACGAUUUCAUUGAAUGUGAGUUUAACCAACAAAUUGAUCAGCCACUUGAACAAUUUUUUCAUGAAACACCUCGAAAUACAAGACUUGUUGCAGCACAGCGAAAGAGAGAAGCAAUUAUGAAUUUAUUAUAAUUAGUUCCAACAGUUACAUUUUAAUAGGCAUAUUUGUACUUGAUAGAUUUAGCUUUAGUUUUGGGUAUUUCUUUUAUGUGAUUCUAUCGAUUUAAUUUAAUAGGUUUAUAUAAAUGUUACCGUGUUCUAAUA